This is a messenger RNA of Hippocampus zosterae (dwarf seahorse), 5827 nucleotides long. It is a transcript of the gene mark4b, whose product is annotated as MAP/microtubule affinity-regulating kinase 4b. NCBI's taxonomy places the organism in Eukaryota, Metazoa, Chordata, Actinopteri, Syngnathiformes, Syngnathidae. Gene Ontology annotation, molecular function: ATP binding; protein serine/threonine kinase activity; tau-protein kinase activity. The transcript is spliced from 18 exons. Gene Ontology annotation, cellular component: cytoplasm. Bases 853 to 3204 code for a protein of 783 amino acids. The record is from RefSeq and is a predicted model, not a curated record. Gene Ontology annotation, biological process: microtubule cytoskeleton organization; intracellular signal transduction; protein phosphorylation.
CGAGGUGUCACUGAACGCGGCCAUUGUCGGAGCAGGGAGGAGAAGAGGGAGAGUCAGCCUGUCUUCCCCUUUUACCGUCAUCACACUGGACGUCCACCGGUCUCAUUCUAGAGUCUUAAACUCGCGUUCCGAUACCGAACUACUCUUUCAAGAUUUCAAAAGACGCCGUGGAGGCGAUAUUAGCCUUUUGCUUUGUCGUCGCAUGACCACCGGACACCGGCUACUUUCCAUUGGCCGCAUCCAGAAGCGGAGCGGUGGGUGUAUUCUCGAGGCUUUCUUCGUGACAAGGCCCCCUGGUACAUCAGUAGAAAUGUGGACUCUGAGUGUGUUAUCGUGACAAUUCCAAAUCUAAAUUGACGCUUUUGUAAAGCGUGGGACAUAACUGCUUGCCCGUUAGCCAGCUAGCUUCUUAGCCCGCUGCGGUUUCGCUCUAGUUUCUCGUUGGGUGUUACUGAGGACAUUUGCUUCUUAACCUCCGGGAUCAUCCUGUUAGUGACGCCGUUUGUCCACCGGAAUGCGGCGGUGGAGCUGAAGGGCCGAGAGGCAGUGAGUCCUCAUUAAGUGGGGGUUGAAAGUCGGGCCCCCGUGUACAGUUUUUCUUGGGUUUUUUUUCCGAUGAUGCUGAAUUGGUGGAGCUGCGUGGAGCUCACUGGACUCUUUGCUGUGCUGCCUUCAAGGACCUUCACCAUGAAGAUUGUAUGAAAGGCCACCUUUCCUUCCACCCCCCAAAUACGCUGCGUCUGCUGCUAUUGACAGUUAGAGGGUGACUUGUCUGCCUCUGUGUGUACACUACACACAACAGUCUGCUCAUUACUCUAACUCUUCUGACCGGAAUCGCACUCAGGGACGAGCAUGUCUUUAUUACGCGCCGCACUGCCCGGAAACGAGAGGAACCCGGAUCACCACACCUCGCUGUCCACCAGCCGCACGGACAAGGGUUCAGGCUGGUCCAGCCGCUCGCUGGGUGCCCGAUGCCGCAACUCCAUCGCCCUGUGCUCAGAUGAACAGCCGCACAUCGGAAACUACAGGCUGCUCAAGACCAUUGGCAAGGGCAACUUUGCCAAGGUUAAACUGGCGCGACACAUCCUGACGGGUAGAGAGGUUGCAAUAAAAAUCAUUGAUAAAACACAACUCAACCCUUCAAGCCUACAGAAGCUUUUUCGUGAGGUACGCAUCAUGAAAACCCUCAACCAUCCCAACAUCGUCCAGCUUUUUGAGGUCAUAGAGACGGAGAAGACUCUAUAUUUGAUCAUGGAAUACGCCAGUGGAGGGGAGGUGUUUGACUACCUCGUGGCUCACGGCCGCAUGAAGGAGAAAGAGGCCCGCGGCAAGUUCCGACAGAUUGUAUCAGCUGUGCACUAUUGCCAUCAGAAGAACAUUGUUCACAGAGACUUGAAGGCAGAGAAUCUGCUGCUGGAUGCCAACUCCAACAUCAAAAUCGCUGACUUUGGCUUCAGCAACGAGUUCAUGGCUGGCAGCAAGCUGGACACCUUCUGCGGCUCACCGCCCUAUGCCGCACCUGAACUUUUCCAAGGCAAGAAGUAUGAUGGCCCGGAGGUCGACAUCUGGAGCCUGGGUGUCAUCCUCUACACACUGGUCAGCGGCUCGCUGCCCUUUGACGGCCAAAACCUGAAGGAGCUGCGUGAGCGUGUCCUGAGAGGGAAAUACCGUGUGCCCUUCUACAUGUCCACAGACUGCGAGGGAAUCCUGCGCCGCUUCUUGGUCCUCAACCCAACCAAGCGCUGUUCACUGGAGCAAAUCAUGAAAGACAAAUGGUUGAAUGUGAGCUACGAUGGAGAGGAGCUAAAACCUCACAAAGAGCCCGAGGAGGACUUCAACGACAACGUCCGCAUCGAUGUGAUGGUGGGGAUGGGUUUCACCAGGGAGGAGAUCCGAGAUUCCCUGGUCGGUCACAAGUACAACGAGGUGACGGCCACGUACUUGCUGCUGGCACGCAAGAACGAGGCCGAAAGCACCGUGUCCCGCUCAGGCAGCAGUCUGAGCCUGGCUCGCGUCAGGCCCGGCACCAUCGUCAACGGUACCAGCAAACACUCUACUUCCUCCGCUGCGGCUGCUUCCUCCUCCUCAGCCUACAAGCCACAACGCAGCGUCUCCACCUAUCAGCGCCAGAGACGGCACUCUGACUUCUGUGGUCCGGCAGCUCCUGGGUCAGCGCACCCCAAGCGCAGCCCGAGUGGGGUGGGAGAAGUUUCUGGACUUAAGGAGGAAAGGCUCUCAGUCCGCAAGUCCAGCAACAACACCGUGGGUUCCCGGAGCAUCCCGACGCCCUCGAGCCCGAUGGUCAGCUCUGCUCACAAUCCCAACAAAGCCGAGAUUCCCGACAGACGGAAGGAGGCCAACUCCACCUUGAGUAAUGUCGCUGCUAGUGGCAUGACGCGAAGGAAUACGUACGUCUGCAGCACAGACAGACACUCGUUGUUGCAAAAUGGCAAAGAAAACAGUUCGAUUUCCCAUCGGCUGCCCCCCGCUUCUCCCUCCACCCACAGCAUCACCGGCGCAUCAGCCAUAUCGUCCUCCUCCACCUCGACACCCUCCUCGCGUCUCUCCCGGGGCUCCACGGCCAGGAGCACCUUCCACGGCGGGCAAAUACGAGACCGCCGGCCGCCCUUACAUGUGACACCAGCCUCGCCCACCUCGUCGCACGACACUGGCGGCACCCUGUCCGGUGCCAGGACCCCACGCGCCACCAGCAACCUGCUCAGCAAGCUCACCUCCAAGUUGACCCGCAGGGUCACUCUUGACCCAUCUAAGCGUCAGAGUUCAAACAAAUCCGUGUCGGGCUGCAACCUCCCGCAAGCCACAAAAACAGUUAACGAACCUGAGAGAAUCAGCAGAUCUCCGGUCACAAGUCGCCAUAUAUCUGGGCAUCAGAAAGCGGCCGAGCCCCGGACCCCCCGAAGCGGCUGGGAUGUGAGGGUCCGCAGCCCCCGCGACCCAGCCGAAGUGGUCCUGGCUCUCCGGGAAGCGGCCCAGGGCUGUGGCUGCCAAGUCCAUCUGGCGGGUCCCUUCCUGCUGUCCUGCACGCAUGGAGCGGCUGGCGCCCGUGUGGCCUUUGAGGCCGAAGUGUGCCAGCUGCCUGGCGGGCCGGCGCAGAGCAGCGGCGUGCGCUUCAAGCGCCUCUGGGGGGCGCCACUCGCUUUCAGGGACAUCGCCACCAAAGUGUCCAAGGAGCUGGAGCUCUGAGGGCUGAGGGGGCAGGGGCUGAGUGAGAAAAUACUGAAAUGGCAGGGAGGAAGCGGGUGCAAACUCCUCGCCAUGCCUCCGCCAAAGACCCUCGUUCUGUGUCCCAUCUUGAACUGCUGAAAACAAGCGAAAAGAGAACAUCACUCAAACACACUUGAUUUCAUCAUGUUUGACUGAUCAGCUACCAACGAGUGUUAAGACCACAUUCAAAAGAAUAGCAAAAUACUCAGACUAAAGUCAGAAGUAUCGUACAAUAAAGUCGGGGGGGAAAAAAAAGAAUCUCGUGAAAAUGGUCCGUUUUUUUUCAAGGGAUCGUGUAUUUUUUAGAGAAAAGAGUAACUAUACUGGUAUAUUGAAAAGAACAUUGUCAUAUUUUUGUGAAAAAUUAUGACAAUUGUUUUUUUGUUGUUUUUUUUGACAAGUGAAAAUUUGAAAAGAUUUUGAAAAGAGAAAUCUGAAUCACCAUUUCAAAAAAAUUGGGGAUGGAGAAUAGUCGUUUUGUUUCAAAAGAAAAUGAGUUUUGUUCAAGAGGGCAACAAAGUUAAUUUGAUUAUUAUUUCAGAUGAUUUUCAAUACCAAGUGUCCUUUUACAAGAAUAAAAUCACCCUUUUUUUUCAAGAGCAAAGUCUUAUUUCCUAUAACGCGUUAAUUUUGUGAAGGGAAGUGAAGAUAGUCAAAAAUAAUUCACAUUAAAAUUUGAUUUCCUUAAAAAUCUACUUUUGUUCUUGAAAAAUUAUAAUUGAAUUUUCAUAAGAUUCUAUUCUAUUUUCUCACCCCAAAAUAUGACUUAUGUAAGAUCCCAAUUUGAAUCUUGUCGUAUCAUCGAUUUGUUUUAUUGCGGUCUUAUUACCAGUUCAUAAUUACCUAUUAUUUUAUUCCCCAAUGAAUUUUUCAUCAUUCCUUCCUGAAGCGCUGCUAUUUAAAGUCACAUUUUUCAACUUUUGAUUCAAAAGGAUAGACAGCAAAAAAUGUGUUACAAGCCAAAGUAGCAAUGCUGCAUUUUGACCUCCAGCCUCAAGAGGGUGACAUGCAGGAAACAGUUCCAAAUUCUGCUUUGCGUAGUAGGUUUUUUUUGGGGGGGGUUAUUUUUUUGGAAGAUGAGGCAGAAUGGAUGAGUUGGUUCUCACUCACGCACCUUUGGCUAAAUCAUUACAAUGACAGCAUAAAAAAACACCUGACAAUAAAAAUGACAAUGUGUCAUUGUCUUCAUGCAAGCAUCCAAACGGACUUCUCAAAUAUAUUAAUGCUCACAGACUUUUUGAGAACUAACAUCACGUUAGCUUUGGCACACAAAUGCCGAUUAACAUUAAGAAAAAUUAGAUUGAGUUCCUGCCGUUGUCUUAAAGCACUUAAUGUGUGUGAUGUAUUUUUGGGUUACCACAAACGCACACUUCGCUGAUAAGCUUCGUAACAUUAACACAGAAAUAUUUAAAAUUCAACGAUACCCAGAAUAUUGCAAUUUUUACUUUGAUUUAAUGAUAUGUCAUCAUAAUCUUAAAUCACCAACCAAUGGAGAGACAAAAAGCUUUGUCAGUUUGUGGCUGGUCUUCAGCCGGUGACUGAAGACAGCAAGCUGUGUUGUUUUUUUCUUUUGGGACCUCCAGGACAUCACUUUAGCGUAUAUUGUAGCCGUCACUGUUUUUAAUUUAUGGAGCGAGCUGCAGUCCUCAAAACAUCAUGUGUCGUAAAUAAAGACUUUCAACCUCUGAUAUAACCAGAUCAUCUUUUUUUCUCAUGCAUUUAUGUUUCACCUGGAAGAGGAAUUAACAUUACCUAAUUAACUUCAAUCAGGAACGUGUUGCUACCGCCAUUAGAUUCCUAGUGCUUUGGCGAGUAAAUGUGGAAUAUAUUAGUUAACAGCAUCGCACUUGAACACCUUGGAGAUGACAAAGGUGUGUUCAUUGAGUUUUGUCAAAUAACUGAAUAGCAUUUGGGGUCCCGGAGGUGUAAUGUGGAAAAAAAGUCCAAUGUUUCUGCAAUGUUCUGGGGGGGUUAGAAAAUACUUUGAAGGUAAGAAAACAUUUUUUCUUCCUAAAAACGGGCAUGGAAAUUUACUGACUGCAUUUUUUAAAAUACCAUUUCCCUGUAAAGUAUGAAGCACAUUUCUUAUUUUUCUUCGUUUUAAAAUGCUGUAUUGUUAUGAAUGAAACAUUUUAAGAAAAAAAAUGGGGUCGGGGGGAAUUUUGAGAGACCGUUUACAUUUCUUUACUUGGGUGGCGUGUGCUGUUCUUUGGCCAUUCUCCAUUUCCGGGGAGAAUGUUUAGGCCGCUCGGUUAGCAUAAAAGAACACAAGACACAAAGUAGUUUGUUUUUAAAUGGGGCAUUUGUUUAUUAGUCCAGUUUAAUUUACGACCAGAGAAAUAUUCGGUAGAUGGAUUGAUCCCAGGAUGUCACAGAGGAGAAAAGGAGGAGGGAAAAGGAGUAUACCGAUGAUGUCAAGGAAAAAACAGGCUUUGUUUUGGUUUUGAUAUAUACAGUAUAUAUAUAUUAAAAAACACAGUCAUAGCAUGAUGGUUGUUGGUCUUUUCGUUUACUUCUGGGCGGGAACCAUGCCGUCGAUGGACUCGCCUUUCUCCAACUUCUUCUCCAUCUCCACCAUCAGCUUGACACCGUCCACCACCAA